This is a messenger RNA of Fulvia fulva, 447 nucleotides long. RefSeq lists its product as uncharacterized. The record is from RefSeq and is a predicted model, not a curated record. Lineage: Eukaryota; Fungi; Ascomycota; Dothideomycetes; Mycosphaerellales; Mycosphaerellaceae. The transcript is spliced from 2 exons. Bases 1 to 447 code for a protein of 148 amino acids.
AUGACCAACCAGAGCGCAAUAAGAACGCCAGUCAAGAACGGCGGCGAAGAUCUCAACAGGAGCGAGACAGAGCCCAGCACCAUCAGGGUCGGAAACGUCAGGAAGACAUCAAGCACCGCAAUCGACAAGAACCUAAACCCAAUAGAGCGUGUCCUACAACGAGCGCAUGGCAGACGGCAGUCUUUAAAUGAGCCUACCACUGGCAUCUGCCCCGGCCCAGGCACGUGUCCGGAGUCGCGGUCCCAGCAACAGCUGAAAGCGUGCACAUGCGAGAUUCGAAGUGCCUUCUGGGAGAUUGAUAGUCAUCAGAAGAAGCUUAAGGAUGCACGGCUGGCAUGGCGUCCGGAAUCUUUUGAGCACUGUCCCAAACAGCAUCGUGAAAAGUUCAAGAAGAUGGCCCGGGAGAUCUUUGUUGUUGUGGAUGACAUGCUUGAGCAGGGGGUCUAG